CGUCCCCGCCGGCGGGAGCUCGGGGAAGCCGGCGGCGGCGCGGCUGUGGCGGCGGCUGGCUGGAUGCGAGACCUGCGCGGACCCGGCGGCGGACGGCGGCUCUCGACUCCGGGAAGCCGAUCGCGGAGGGGACGAGCCCGAACGCGCUGGCCAUGGCCUCCAACUUUAACGACAUAGUCAAGCAGGGAUACGUGAAAAUCCGCAGCAGGAAGCUGGGGAUUUUCAGACGAUGCUGGUUGGUUUUCAAGAAGGCUUCUAGUAAAGGACCCAGAAGGCUAGAAAAAUUUCCGGAUGAAAAGGCAGCAUAUUUCAGAAACUUCCAUAAGGUAACGGAACUGCACAACAUCAAAAAUAUAACCAGACUGCCUCGAGAGACAAAGAAGCACGCCGUGGCAAUUAUCUUUCAUGAUGAAACGUCAAAGACAUUUGCCUGUGAGUCAGAGCUGGAGGCUGAGGAGUGGUGCAAACAUCUCUGCAUGGAGUGUCUGGGGACCCGCCUCAAUGACAUCAGCCUUGGUGAGCCCGAUCUUCUGGCAGCAGGUGUACAGCGAGAACAAAAUGAGAGAUUCAAUGUGUAUCUUAUGCCUACGCCAAAUCUGGAUAUUUAUGGUGAAUGCACAAUGCAGAUCACUCAUGAGAAUAUCUAUCUCUGGGAUAUCCACAAUGCCAAGGUCAAACUGGUGAUGUGGCCUCUCAGCUCCCUGAGGAGAUAUGGACGGGACUCAACGUGGUUUACCUUUGAGUCAGGAAGAAUGUGUGACACAGGAGAAGGACUAUUCACUUUUCAAACAAGGGAAGGAGAAAUGAUCUAUCAGAAGGUCCAUUCCGCGACACUGGCCAUAGCUGAGCAACACGAAAGAUUAAUGCUAGAAAUGGAGCAGAAGGCCCGGCUUCAGACAAGCUUGACUGAGCCAAUGACGUUAUCGAAAUCGAUAUCUCUUCCUCGCAGCGCGUACUGGCAUCACAUCACUCGUCAGAACAGUGUGGGAGAAAUCUACAGCUUGCAAGGCCACGGGUUCGGCUCCUCGAAGAUGUCGCGCGCCCAGACGUUCCCCAGCUACGCGUCGGAGCAGAGCGACGAGACGCAGGCGCUGUCCCGGGCGGGCAGCUACGGCUUCAGCUCCAGCUCCAGCCUCAUUCAGUGACCGUCGGGGACGGCCCGGCGCCGCCGCCCGGAGCCAGCCUGUCCGCACCUGCCGCGGGGGCCGCUGCCCCUCCGCCUCCCGGAACGCCCGUCGCGGCUGAACCGCGAGCGGGGCGCGCCUCGCCCCGCGCCCAGGGGCACGUCCCAGACUGGAGCUCUGCUUCCUCGACUCUGUGGCUAAGUCUUUCUUUAUUGAGUUUCUUGGGGGUUGGGGGUGGGGAAUCUAUGUUUUACAAAAAUAAGACUCCAAAUCGUAGCUACAGUCAUUUACAUGAAAUUCUUUGGUUCUGGGCACCGUGGAAAGUGGCCCACACCGGGU
Molecule: messenger RNA, 1463 nt
Organism: Neogale vison (American mink)
Lineage: Eukaryota; Metazoa; Chordata; Mammalia; Carnivora; Mustelidae
Gene: DOK6
Product: docking protein 6
Exons: 8
Coding region: 153-1145 (330 amino acids)
Biological process (GO): positive regulation of MAPK cascade; cell surface receptor protein tyrosine kinase signaling pathway
Cellular component (GO): cytoplasm
Source: RefSeq, a predicted model, not a curated record